Molecule: messenger RNA, 925 nt
Organism: Vicia villosa (hairy vetch)
Lineage: Eukaryota; Viridiplantae; Streptophyta; Magnoliopsida; Fabales; Fabaceae
Exons: 5
Coding region: 190-678 (162 amino acids)
Biological process (GO): transcription initiation at RNA polymerase III promoter
Cellular component (GO): RNA polymerase III complex
Molecular function (GO): nucleotide binding
Source: RefSeq, a predicted model, not a curated record
CAUCACUCAUCAGCAUCGUUGUUCACGGUUAGAAACCUAGAAGCUGCGCCCAAAAAUAAUCCUGGUCCCCUCGCCGUUUCAAACUGCAGCACCGCGCCACCGUCUUCUUCCCGCCCUCCCCUCGCCGUUUCGAACCGGAGCACCGCGCCGCCGUCUUCUUUCACGGAGAGGCAUUAUUUGCUGCAAGAGAUGAAAAUCUUGGAGGCCAAUGUUUCUGCACUUACAAAUUUCGAGGUCCUUGAUUUCAUACGAGGUAAAGGAGCUUCAAAAGAUCCAACACGGGUUAUUGCCAAAGUAGCAAUGUCCGAAUACAAGGUUUACGAUUAUUUAGUUAAUACUGCAGCUGGUAGUCAAACAAGAGAGAGCGUCAAAGAAUAUUUGACAAGUAUUAAACAACAUGAGCUGUCAGAGGCCGAGGUUCUGAAUGUAUUAAACAUCAGGCCAGCUGCUGAAGUUGAAUUAUUUCAUAUCAUAGAGGAUUGUGCAAUCCGUUUUCCAGAUGAACAGAUAGCUGAAAUAGUAGAGCUAGUAGAAAAAACAUUGCCAGCACCAUCUAAUAAAGAGACAUCAAAAGAAAUCUCUGAGGGUGAAGAAGAAACUGAAACACAGAAACAUGAAAAUGGUAAUGAGAUUAGUCAAGAUCAAACUGAAGAUGGAGAACAAAUGGACACAAGUUGAGAUUUAGUUUUAAUAUUUCAUGACUAGCAUUAGAGGAUCUCAUGAAGGCUGUUAGGUAAAAUAAUUUGAGUUGAUGAACAUGAUUUUUUACUUGUACAGGAAACUAACUUUAGGAAUGCAAAUGCUGCUGGCUUUGCUUACUCUAAAUCGAAAGCUUAGAAUUUCUUAAUAUAUUCUUCCAAUGAUAGAUUUGUUUCUUGUCCAAAGAUAUAUUUCACACCUUAUGAUAUGGUGAUGUCAAUUUCAA